Molecule: messenger RNA, 327 nt
Organism: Talaromyces atroroseus
Lineage: Eukaryota; Fungi; Ascomycota; Eurotiomycetes; Eurotiales; Trichocomaceae
Exons: 1
Coding region: 1-327 (108 amino acids)
Source: RefSeq, a predicted model, not a curated record
AUGCCUGUCAGCUUCGUGAGCUCCGCUAGCGACGACCCUUCGACGCACAACACCAAUGAACUUCGUCAAGACGAAGUCCGUCCCACCGGUAGUGCUGGCGCCGCAUCGCUAGACGCCAUCUCGACCUUGCAGCAGCAAGAGAUCGGCACUCGCACGCGCAUCGGCGCUGCGAGCGAUGGCGUUGUGGCCGCUCCAGGGUCGCGACAGCCCGCCGUGGUGGACCAGGGAAAUGCUCCGAGCGCUCGCCAGUUGACCAAGGACGAGGCGGAUCGGUUGUACGAGGAGAAUAUUGAGGAUGAAUACGCGAAGCGUGAGGGUGGUGCUUAA